CUCACAACACCGCGUCUCUACCAACGUCAUCAUCAACAUCGUCAAUUUUUGACGCGUUUAUCAACAACCCACUUCAUCACACUCUCACCCCACCCUCAAAAUGACUGGACGCGGCAAGGGCGGCAAGGGUCUCGGCAAGGGCGGCGCCAAGCGUCACCGCAAGAUUCUUCGUGACAACAUUCAGGGUAUCACCAAGCCCGCUAUCCGUCGUCUCGCGCGUCGUGGCGGUGUCAAGCGUAUUUCUGCCAUGAUCUACGAGGAGACCCGUGGUGUUCUGAAGUCCUUCCUUGAGGGUGUCAUCCGUGAUGCCGUCACCUACACUGAGCACGCCAAGCGCAAGACCGUCACGUCUCUCGACGUUGUCUACGCUCUCAAGCGCCAGGGCCGCACUCUCUACGGUUUCGGUGGUUAAGCAGCUUUCCCUCGGAAUGCUGUUGCCUUUUCUGCACCCACAUACGAUACCCUCUGCUCGCGUUCUUCUCGUCGCGUCUGCCUGGUCUCUGGUGAUCGGGUGGCUCGGCUCGGACUCGGCGUGACGUGUAGAUUGGUUCUUUUGGUCUUGUAUCCCACACAUGUCGGUAUGGCCCGGCGGGAUUUGGUUCUAUAUGGCGUUGGCGGAUCAUGAAACUCGGGGAUACGAUAGCAGGAGGCGUCAGGAUGAUGCCCUCCGUAUGAAUACCACUAUUACCACAUUUGGUAACCUAAU
Verticillium alfalfae VaMs.102 is the source of this 706-nucleotide messenger RNA. Its product is annotated as histone H4.1. Gene Ontology annotation, molecular function: protein heterodimerization activity; DNA binding; structural constituent of chromatin. Gene Ontology annotation, cellular component: nucleosome. The record is from RefSeq and is a predicted model, not a curated record. The transcript is spliced from 3 exons. Gene Ontology annotation, biological process: nucleosome assembly. NCBI's taxonomy places the organism in Eukaryota, Fungi, Ascomycota, Sordariomycetes, Glomerellales, Plectosphaerellaceae. Bases 101 to 412 code for a protein of 103 amino acids.